GGCAUUAUGUCUCAGCUCACAGCCCCUCCCUCUUUGUUUUAUAUACCUGCUUUCUCUCGAUUCGCGUAUACGUUGGUCGCAUCUUUUUAUCCAUUUCUUCCGGCUUCUAGUCGCCGUUUUACGAGCGGGCCGCAAUGGCCAGUAACCGCCCGCCGCCGUCGCAAGGCAACCGCGGAAAGAGCGCGGGCCUAGCCCCUCCCGCUCCCAGCACUCCAAGUAAAUCUGGCAAAGAGCUAUAUGCUCUCAUCGACUCGUUCAACGAACAAUGGAAGUUGGGACUCGUACGUGACCCAGACUGGACUCCGACAAAAAGCACCAAGGAUGUGCCGGAAACGGUGUACAAUCAUUUGAAACGGCUUUACUGGCAAGGCGACUUCCACGACGUUGUCGGACGCUUCGUGCUGCAGGCGCCUUCACUUUCGGGCACCGCGCAGGUGGUGAGAACAAAGCGGUUGGGGUUGCUGUGUGACAUUGUUCGAGAUGUUGAUGUGGCUAAAGGACGGAGUCCUGGCUCAAGGGCUGGUACGCCAGUUGGUGGGAGCAACUUGAUCCCAGGCCUGCGGGCGUUAAGAAUGGACCAGUCUUCUACGUCCAAGUCCCGCCCAUCUGCAGCCUCAAGUCGGCAUUACACCUCGUACACCAGCAAUGGCGAGUCGCACGGUGCUUUUUUUGAUCCUGGGUCUCCUACGGACGAAGAUGAGCCACCGCCGUCGCCAAUCGCCUCUUCGAAGUCCGCACAGCGACGCAUUCAGGCAAGUCCCCGAUAUCAGAUGGGAGCUUCGGCGAGGAAACGUCCGUCGGAUAGCUCUGGAUCUGAUUAUGGCAAUUCUCCAAAGCUUACAAGAACGUCCAAGGGGAAACAGCCGGCCAACAACGCAUCAGACUCCACUCCCCCAGUCUUCAAGAAGCCUUGGCUUCCUGAAUCAUUCACUGGGGUGCCCAAUCACGGGUCGUCAUCCCGGUCGGCUCAACCUGAGGUCGUCGAUUCUUUCGCUUCCACCGUAGAAAACUCUUUCCAUACGACCUCUUCUUCACAACAGACGCUAGUAGACACUCCUGGAACGUCGUUCGCCUCUGAUGCGUAUGAUGCCGAUGUUAGAUAUCCGAAGUUGACGCGUACCAGCUCCACAUCGCUGGGCUCACUCAAGGACCAGGAUCUGUUCGACAUUGAAGACCCCUCUGAAGCUCAAAUACAGCGAGAACAAAGAGUGAGAAUGGAGGAGCUCAAUUACUCCCACUCCUCGCAAGACCCACCGCCUCACAGCUCCUCAGCGUAUGGAUCGGUAGACGAAGAAGUCAUGUGGGAGAAAUCAUUCGAAGUCGAUACUGAAGAGUAUGACUCACCAGCCGUAGCACGACAAAGUUUAUCAAGAUUACCCUCCGCCUCAUCUUCCGGUAAAAGACCCCUUGGCUCCAAAAGGCUGCCAAAACCUUCUGCCGAAAGCUCUCCUUUCAACCGGCCUUCUCCACAUGACGACCACAGCGAGCGCAGCUUGAAGCCGAGCGUUUUUGAUAGAAGCAAGCAACUUGGGCACAAAGUAUCAGGCAACUCCCCUGCAAGGGCAUCCUUCAACAAGUCUCCUUCGAAGCUUCCUCAUUACAUACGAAACAUUCCUGACCAGAACUUCUUUAACGAGCCAUUGACAGGAGAUCUGAAAGAAUUCCCAUACUUUGUGCUUUUCAUCUGUUCGAAGCUAGCAAGCGAGCACAGCAUACCGUUGCCUACGUUGCUUCAGGGUGUUAACGCACGCAGGGCUUUUGCCGAUCCAUCUAAGUUUCUUGAGCAGGUCUGCGAAAAGCUCAGCCUUCCGCGUGAUGCAUUGAGAGAUCAGCAAAAGUACUGGUCAGCUUGGAAGCGGGACUUUGAAGGGUACACAUUCAAAGCCAGGAUAGACUACAAUGACUUGAAAUUUAAAGUCUCAUCUAACCCUGUUUUCAAGAUGAUUUUACUCCCGAUUCAAGCAGACCGAUCUUGCCGGCUUCAGCGCAAAUUUGGGUCGGAUCGAUUUCUUUACGUGAACGUGCCGUCGUUCGACCUUACGUCUUCACGGCACACCAAAGACGACUUGAAGAAUAUUGAACAUCAAUUCAAACUUUGGUGCGGUCGCAAUCACUCGUUCCUAGGCCGCACAUGGAGGGCCUUCCACGUUGAACCUAUCAAGAAAAAGAAGGGUCGUGUCACGGAUGACUUAUCCGCCCAACGAAUAGUCCUGUUCGCCAUAGAAGGUAUUGGCAUUGAAAAGCCCACGAUUGCCGGAAACAUGAUUGACUGGUUCUUCCCUUUCGAGGAGAAUAAAGAUCAAAUUUAUCCCAAGGCAUUUGCGCGCUUGGAUCUUGGCCUAUCGCGGACAAUACCCUCGCUUACUUUCAAACCACACCAAGUUAUCUAUGUUGAAGAUAUACUUGCAGACAGCACACCCGAAAAUUUGGACUUCAACGACAACAGAAUCGGCCCAUGGCCAAACGACCACAAUGUCCAGAAGCGCAGAGACGGCGAUCAUAUCAUCCAGAAGUCCAGAGAUUAUCCCAAAAACGCCGUGAUGAAUGACGGUUGCUCACUGAUAUCAGUGGGAGCAGCGCUGUUGAUCUGGCAAGAGGUUAGAAAGAUAACAAACUCUGAUGAACCCAUGCCAAGUGCCUUCCAAGCACGUGUUGGAGGGGCAAAAGGCGUCUGGAUGAUCAGCGCGGAACCAUCGUCCGCUACUGAUGACGACCGAAAGAUCUGGAUCAAAGUCUCCAAAAGCCAGUUGAAGUUCGAACCUCGUGGAGAGGACCGAUCCGAUGAACUAGAGUCUGAUCCUCUCCACUUGACGUUUGAAUACGUCAAUCAUAGCCGUCGCCCUGUUCCAUCGGAGCUACACAUCUCUUUUGUUCCAAUCUUGGUCGAUCGAGGCGUCCCGAGUAGUGUCAUUGCAGAUUUGAUGGAGAAACAGCUCGAUAGCAAAAGGGACGAGUUAAUCCAGCUCUUGCUUGAUACGGAGCGGAUGUACCAUUGGGUCCACCAAGAAGGCCCUUCGAAUACGGGGUUCGAGAGUCCCCCAUGGCAAGGUGCCAUGUACCAAUCUCUUCCAGAAAAGAUUAAGCAUCUGCUUGAAAGUGGAUUCACGCCUGCUCAGGAGCCCUAUCUCGCUGAUUGCCUCUACCGUUUCAUCCAGAAUCGUCAGCUUUGGAUGGAAUCGAAGCUUCGCGUACCGCUGUCCAAGUCGACCUUUGUGCUCGGUGUAGCCGAUCCUUUCGGCAUAUUGGAGCCGGGUGAAGUGCACAUGGAAUUUUCAACGCCUUUUACAGACGAGCUGACUGGUGGCCGGUUGAGAUCGUUGGAGAAUAUAGAAAUUCUUGUCUCACGCCAACCCGCUUGUCGCCGUUCCGACAUUCAAAAGGCACGCACCGUUAGGCAUCCUGAACUGUCGCACCUGAUUGACGUCGUUGUUUUCUCCACGAAAGGGCAAUAUCCUCUUGCCGGGAAACUUCAGGGUGGCGACUACGAUGGCGAUAUUUUCUGGCUCUGCUGGGACCAGGCCAUCGUGCAGCCCUUUAAGAAUGCUCCAGCGCCAGUCGGUCCACCAGAUCCCGUUCAAUAUGGGAUCCAGCAGGAUAUACGGAAAUUGCACCAAGUCAUGGACUCCACAGACUUGUCGACGGUGAACAAUUUUCUGGCAGAAGCCUUUGAAUUCCGAAUGGCCCCAUCCAUGCUCGGUGUGGUCACGAGCCAUCUGGAAAAGAUGGCUUACCAUGAGAACCAGGUCUUCUCCAAUCGCUUGGACGCAUUAUGUGACAUGCAUGACCUUCUCGUUGAUGCACCUAAGCAGGGAUACAAGUUUACAAAGAAAGACUUCCAUCACCAGACAAUCAACGUCUUACGUUGCGAUGCGCCUAGAAAGCCAGCAUACAAGGAGGCAAUGGAGGAUUGCGAAAAGAAGGACGACACCGACAAGACGCGAAACAAGGACUACAAACCUAAGAAUGAGAACAUUCUGGACUACCUGUACUUUGAGGUCAUACGCAAGCACGAUGUCGCGACCCUGAAGCAAGUCAAAGACCUCUUUCCCAAAGAGUUUGGUGAGGACCCGGAUGCCGUCCUACAGUACCCUUACCUCCAGCUUUGCAAGCACGUAAGCCCUGAGGUGCAGAAGGAGUUGAAAGACCUUUUGGAGAAGUUGGAACUUGUCGAUAGGAAAUGGCGGGAACUGUUCCAUGACCCGAAGAAGGAGGAGAAGCUAGACUGGUACAGUCGCGCCGUCGAGACGUGUUUCACGAAGUACCGCGCUAUCUUGCCAACCCAGGUCGAUCAUCCGGACAUCAAGCCCUGGGUUCACCCAUUCUCACGGCCGCAAUACAGCGUCUGGGAGGAGAUACGCGCGUCGGCGUUGUACACUAAGUUCACGAAACGGCGGCCCAAGCUUGUGUGGGCUGUGGCGGGCAAGGAGCUCGCUGAGCUCAAGGCAGCGUCAUGUGCGGGCUCGACGAGGGUUGUGCCAAAUAUCAAGGCAAUUAUGAAGCCCAGGGCUCCAAAAGCGCCGAAACUGGAGGAUAGUGAGAGUGAGGACGAAUUCGAGGACGCUGUCGAGGAAUUAUAGAGGGAGUGCGAGGUCUAUAUGACAGGUCGAUCCGCCUUAUCUGGUGCUGUUCGCUAGCCUAUGUUUUACCAAUGUUGUGAAGCGUAGCCGGACGAGUGACCAGCGUAUGUCUUCGUUCCUGGGCAUCUUAUGGCGAGCAUGCGGUAUGUUUGAUACUCCUCUGUCUGAGACUUUUUCGGGUUCGAGUUUGGUUUAGCGGAGAUGUGUCCUGACGUUACGACUUGUUGUCUGUUCCCCUGGCUAAAUGAUAGAUUAAGCAAUGCUACUCUUUACGCG
This is a messenger RNA of Paraphaeosphaeria sporulosa, 4853 nucleotides long. RefSeq lists its product as uncharacterized. Lineage: Eukaryota; Fungi; Ascomycota; Dothideomycetes; Pleosporales; Didymosphaeriaceae. Gene Ontology annotation, molecular function: RNA-directed RNA polymerase activity. Gene Ontology annotation, cellular component: nuclear RNA-directed RNA polymerase complex. The transcript is spliced from 3 exons. The record is from RefSeq and is a predicted model, not a curated record. Gene Ontology annotation, biological process: siRNA processing. The coding region runs from base 135 to 4577 and encodes 1480 amino acids.